UUAGGCUUGAGAACCGAGGUGCGAGAGGACCUUAUUGUUCUUCAAGGAGUUAUUAUUAUUAAUAACAUUAUAUUUACUUCUGUUGUGUUAUUCUUAAAUAAGAAAGCUGAGAUCUUUCAGCAGAGAGUAGUGUGUAUGUACAGAAAUGGUAAAUUGUGUUGUUCUGUCUAUAAUGCAGCUCUUCUGGUUGUGUGUUAUUGUGUCAGAGUUGUGGGUUGUGUGUGUUUUGAUUUGCAUGUUUCUUUGAAGAUGAGCAGAAGUGUGAAGUUUAGUGAAGCUUCUUCUUUCUUCUCUUCUCUCUGCCGUUGAUCUCUGAUGUUCUGGCGUCAUGAUUUACUUUCUGCUGAGCUGCUCUGUCAUUGCAUUGAUGGUUAUCACAGCUGAAGGACAGAUCCAGGUGUUUCAGAAACCACGUUUCUAUGGUGUUAAAACCGGUCGGACCGUGAUGAUUUAUUGUGUGGCAUCAGAUCCAUCUCUGCCUGCUCGAGUGGAAUGGCUGAAAGCUGACAAUUACCUAGAUACACAAAAAACACUGAAACCAAAUGAGAGGACCGUUAUGAUGGAGAAGACGUCCAAGAGAAACGCCUCCAUUACCAUAAAGAAAGUAGUUAUUGAUGACAGCGGCGUUUACUUCUGUAAGCUGAACGAGACGCAGGGACCAGGGACUGAACUGCGGGUGUCCAGACACGGUGAUCCCCAAGCUGUCAUGAACAGAUCUCGAGUUAAAGAUGUUAUCAUCUUUCUUCAGGGCUUUCUGCUGGUUUUGUGCAUCGUUGUUCCUCUGGUCCAAUUUUUCAAACUGGAGAAGAAAGAAGAUGCAGAUUAUGAAGAACCUAAGGACGAUCACACAUAUGAAGGUUUGGAAAUUGAACAUUGUGGUGAUGUGUAUGAGGAAAUCAAUGCUGUGGCGGCUCAAGAUGCAGAUGCAGAUGCAGAUGCAGUCUGGGAAGUUGAGUCUCCAGACCAAGAGUGAGAAACAGAAUUUAUUGAUCCACAACCGCCAGCACCUAUAGGACUUUUUAUUAUUUUUACACAAGCCCAAUUCUUAUACAUUUAUAUGCUAAUACAUGCAAUGCAUUCAACUCUUUUUUGUAUAGGAAAUGUUUUUACUGUUUUAUUCUUUGUGUACUGUAUGAUGAUUUGUGUCUGUUAAUGUGUCAUUAUGAAUGGUGCUCUUUGCUUAAAUCACUAUAGAGGAUUAUAGAGUUUGUGUGUGUUUAAAAUCUCUACUUUCAUGUUACAUAACUGUUAAAAUAAAGAGAAUCAUAGACUCAGAUGUUCAUCAUAUAAAUCCAGUUAUUAGCACUGAUAAUAAUGAAUCUGUUUUGCAUGUUUGUGCCGAUGAUCUCUGUUUAUCUGAGUGAACCAGAAACAGUGAAGAGUUGAAACUUUACCUCGUAAAUACAAUUGCAAUAAAUAUUCCUAGAUUAGAAGAUGUAAACGUACAAAGUGAUAAAUAUAAAGAGCAAAUAGGCAUAAAGUGAAGUAAAAUGAAAGAGCGCCAUCUAAUGACUAUUUAGACAAAGCGACAGUGGUGAUCAUAAUCACCUCUUUAAAUUUCCUAAAGAAAUCUCAACAGAAGACAUUAAAAAAUGUAAA
This is a messenger RNA of Misgurnus anguillicaudatus (oriental weatherfish), 1599 nucleotides long. RefSeq names its product CD79b molecule, immunoglobulin-associated beta (gene cd79b). Gene Ontology annotation, cellular component: external side of plasma membrane; B cell receptor complex. Lineage: Eukaryota; Metazoa; Chordata; Actinopteri; Cypriniformes; Cobitidae. The record is from RefSeq and is a predicted model, not a curated record. Gene Ontology annotation, biological process: B cell receptor signaling pathway; B cell differentiation.